AUGUCCAUCAACAGGCCAAACAAACCCAAGAAUGGCGGGAUCACGGCAGGAAUUUCACGUGCGGGGCCCGGGCGCGACUCAGUUCUCGGCCACAGCGCGAAUUCAAGCUCAGAAGACAAUGACGAGUUUUGCGCUUCGUGCGGCGGCGAAGGAAAGCUUCUCUGCUGCGAUGGAUGCACCAAUUCCUUCCAUCACGCUUGUUUAGAGCCGCCGCUGGAUCCCGACCAAGAAGUGGAUGGUGAAUGGUUUUGUCCACGAUGCGUUGCCCGACGCUCGAAACAAGCACCAUCCCCGACCGGUCUUCUAGGACUGGCCAUCCGCCGAGUCGAUGAUACCAUCCCCAAAGCAUUUGCCUUGCCUGUGGACAUACGUGAAUAUUUUGAAGGUGUUCGCACGGGUGACGAAGGCGAGUAUGAGGAAGUCAGUCUCCCUCGGACGCAAAACAAUGCGGUCAAGAUGAACCGAGCAGGCUUCAUCGAGGAGCCCAACUACAAGGAAACCCGGGAUAGUAAGGGUAACCUGAUCCUCUGCUAUCGAUGUGGACAUACCUCGAAUGGCCGCGACAUCAUUCCCUGUGACUACUGUCCUGCCAAAUGGCAUUUGGACUGUGUGGACCCGCCUCUCGCCGUCCCACCUCGUCGUCGUGCCGGGGACAAGCCUGGCGCAACCUGGCGAUGUCCACUGCAUGUGGAACACGACUUGGUCGCUGUCGGCCGUCAAGCGGAGGCGGCUCCCGGCGAGCUGGGACGCAUGCCGAAACUACGAAAGCCCAAGAAUGCCGUGCCGUUGGAUGUGCCGGUGGUGCGCGGAUUCCGAAACAACGGCAUCAUCGAAGUGGAACUGAUGAAGGACGAGUUUGAAUUUGACAAGACCAAAGAGGUCGACAUGUUAGGCAAAGUUCACCGCAUCCCGGAGAAAGGCAUUCGGCUGGAUUUUAUCGAUCGAGUCAAGAAGAGUUGGUAUGAGGAUCAAUCAUUCCCGCGACUCCUGAACGCCCCCAAGAGGAUCCGAGCGGCCAAAUACCGCCCAGAUGGUGCCGUGUUGUAUCAUCCCCCCGAAGAAACGGUGGUCAAGGUGGUCGAACCCGAUUUUUUCACCGGAGCAACGGCACUUGCUAUUGCAGAGACGGCGAAGGCGAACGCAGCCCUCCGUCAACGAUCUCUCAGAGAACAGCAAGCGGUACUACAACUGGCAGAAAUGUCUCAGAAAGGCAUGAACGGUCUAUCGGGCGAUGCAUUGGCCGACUUGACCAACCAGCUGGUCAGUGAAGCUCCACCGGAAGUGCUGGAGGCCAUGCAACAGUCCGAACUCGACCAACUGCUUCAACUGCAGGGACUUAUCAACAAGAGAUUGGCCGUGUUGGGUCACGCCACUCCUUCGCUGACGGACGAGACCAGCCAAGCGAGCCAAAGUGGUGAUUUGUCUCGUCCUACGGAAGAGCACGUUGCCAACAGCACCAAAGGAAAGAUGGUGAAUGGUGAUACCACUGCCGCCACUGGUACUGGUACUAGUAGCGCUGCCAACACGAACGCGAAUACCAAUACCACCAAGAAGUAUCUCUAUGAAGACUACGAGGCCAAUGGGGAAGUCAACAGCGAGCAUGACUCGGACGAAGACGAAGACAUUGACGAUGACUCGGACAGUAUUACUUGA
Capronia coronata CBS 617.96 is the source of this 1653-nucleotide messenger RNA. RefSeq lists its product as uncharacterized. The coding region runs from base 1 to 1653 and encodes 550 amino acids. Gene Ontology annotation, cellular component: Rpd3S complex. Gene Ontology annotation, biological process: regulation of transcription by RNA polymerase II. NCBI's taxonomy places the organism in Eukaryota, Fungi, Ascomycota, Eurotiomycetes, Chaetothyriales, Herpotrichiellaceae. The transcript is spliced from 2 exons. The record is from RefSeq and is a predicted model, not a curated record.